Molecule: messenger RNA, 817 nt
Organism: Panonychus citri (citrus red mite)
Lineage: Eukaryota; Metazoa; Arthropoda; Arachnida; Trombidiformes; Tetranychidae
Exons: 2
Coding region: 115-654 (179 amino acids)
Source: RefSeq, a predicted model, not a curated record
AGAUGAAAACAAAACAAAAUGUAGGUAAGGAUACAGGUAAGGAAGAGAUGAUUAAGUUUAGAAUUAACAAUUUUAAAAUUCUACAAAUUUAAUCCAACAUUGUAAUUGAUUAUAAUGGCCUUUCGAAGAGUUAAUUACAUUGUAACCAAUCAUUUAUUACUCAAAGACGAUCCUUUGUUUACCGUUAUUAAGCGUAACAAGGUUACCAAUUCACUCGCCAAGGAGAUCGCUUUUCUCAAUCAUUGUGCCGCAAUUUUGGCCUUAGUUUCCGCUACCAUUGGUUUAAUGUCCAUUUUUUAUGAGGCCAAGGCUCAUCUUCAGAUCAUGGGAUUUGCAUCCAUAUUUCAUAUCUGUGGUUCCAUAGGAAUUGAGUCUUAUAAGAAGCGGAAAAAUCGCUACCUUCUCUUACUAACUGGCCUUUGCAAUGUUGCCUUUUUUGGGGUCAGUCAGGUCUUCUUGAUCCUUUUCAUCCUCGUAGCUGAUGCGGAAUCAUAUCCUUCAAAGCGAGAUUUCAAUUCGGAAACUUUUUUCCAUGUUAUUUUAAUUCCUUGGAUUUUAUUGUCAAUCAUUAUUGAACUAAUGUUCCUAAUCUUAAUUAUUUACUUGGCCGUUUCUAAAAAGAUUCUAAUUAGUUUGAACAGAUCGGCUAAUUAACAGAUUAGGUAAACAAUAACACCUACGAAUUCAAUAUACAUACAUUGACCAUCUCUACAUAAUCCAAUUGACCACCGUUGAGAGUAAAUUGUGAUUCUCAGCUUUCCAUCAUCUAAAUCAACGAUUUAAUUGGCAAUUAAUCAAGCAAAGGUCAAACAUUUAA